This is a messenger RNA of Coturnix japonica (Japanese quail), 1118 nucleotides long. Lineage: Eukaryota; Metazoa; Chordata; Aves; Galliformes; Phasianidae. The record is from RefSeq and is a predicted model, not a curated record.
AGCAGCUACGAGCAAAGAAACCUCGAUGUCUGUUUCCAAACCGUGCGAUGCCCGGACGCGGAGCUCAAUCCAUCACUGAGCGGCCCGUCCCGGAGCUCCGCUGUUCAUCCCGCAUCCUCCCCGCAGCGCUCAUUGCUCACAGCCGGAUCCGCACCGCCCAUCCAUCACAGCGCAGCGCCGCUGCACCCCCUCCGUGCCCCUCCCUCCCGCAGGGCGGUGUUCCGGCUCUCGGCCGCCUCCUCCUUCUCUUUCUUUCUGCUGCGGAGCUCACGGCGGUGGCUGCGGAGCUGCGGGAGGUGCCGAGUCGGGUCGGGGCUGAUCGGGUCGGCGGGAGGGAUCCGAGCGGGGCAGGCUGCACGCGCCAUGGCUGCCAACUGCGAGCGAACCUUCAUCGCCAUCAAACCCGACGGCGUCCAGCGGGGGUUGGUGGGAGAGAUCAUCAAACGCUUCGAGCAGAAGGGAUUCAAACUGGUGGCCAUGAAGUUCGUGCACGCCUCUGAAGAGCUCCUGAAGCAGCAUUACAUCGACCUGAAGGAUCGGCCCUUCUACCCCGGCUUGGUGAAGUACAUGAACUCCGGCCCCGUGGUGGCCAUGGUGUGGGAAGGGCUGAAUGUGGUUAAGACUGGCAGAGUGAUGCUGGGGGAAACCAACCCUGCGGACUCAAAGCCCGGCACCAUCCGUGGGGAUUUCUGCAUCCAAGUGGGAAGGUUGCAGCCCAUAAUGGCUACAUGGGACAGUGGCUGGGUACAAAACUUCUUAAAACUCAGCUACGUGGCAGAGCUCCAUGUGCUUCAUCCUCACUUCUUCCACGUGGCAUUUCCACCCUUAGAGGUUUCUUUCUUGAUACUGAACAAUGUUGCACUGCUCCACAGAAACAUCAUCCACGGCAGCGACUCUGUAGAAAGCGCCCAGAAGGAGAUCAACCUGUGGUUCAAAGCGGCAGAGCUCAUCGACUACAAACCCUGUGCACAUGACUGGAUCUACGAGUGAUGUUUCCACAACAAACUGUGCCUUGUGGAGGUGUCACCUCACUGCAGCUGACGGUCUGGGAGCAAUCAGUGCAGCGCUGCUCAUGGCAGGUUUUCAGAGCAGUCAAAUAAAUGGAUGAUACAAACCAA